This is a messenger RNA of Penicillium expansum, 636 nucleotides long. Its product is annotated as putative GPI anchored protein. NCBI's taxonomy places the organism in Eukaryota, Fungi, Ascomycota, Eurotiomycetes, Eurotiales, Aspergillaceae. The record is from RefSeq and is a predicted model, not a curated record. Bases 1 to 636 code for a protein of 211 amino acids. The transcript is spliced from 2 exons.
AUGCGUACUCAGCAGCUCCUCCCUCUUUGUGGCCUCCUACUUGCCAGCGUUGCCAUCGCAUCCAAAUUGGACCACGACGACGUCCCCAAUCGCUGCUGGACUGUCUGCAGCUCUGUCGUCGAUAUCUCCAAGAGUUGUGAUACCAAGCACGAACGAGAUUCAGCUGAAAUUCAAUGCAUUUGCGAUUGGGACGCUGCCCAAACCCAGAUCCCGCUCUGCUCAGCCUGCAUCACCCAGUAUCAAACCGACAGGCGCAAUCGCAAUAUCACUCAACAUGACGAUGAUGACGAUGAUGACGAUGAUGACGAUGACGAUAACGAGGCCCUUGACCUUGUCCACUCUUGCUCGCUCACCACGACUACUUAUAACUCUGCCGCUGCUACUACUGUGAUUAGCACAUCUACUACCACUGCUGGUUCAAAUACUGCCACCACCACAGACUCUUCUAGUACUAGUGGAACCAACAGCCAGGAUUCGACCUCGUCUGUCUCCUCGGGAUCUUCUGAUUCCGCUGGUGCCUCGUCGGGCUCUGCAUCCUCUCCCACCCCUACUCCUGGUGCUGCAGUUGGUAUUUCGGCCCCCGGAGCUGCAUCCAUGGCAGUUGUCAUGGGGCUGAUGGCUUUUGCUUGGCUGUGA